UUGCAAAAUUCCCCUCCCGCCAAUUCCCCACUCACUUUCCCUCCUCUUCCCUGAACCGAACCAUUUUCCGGGAAAAUUUCCCCUAUUCCAAACCAGAUACCCCUUUGACGGAACCUAAUUUUCAAAUUUUCCGCUAAUUCGCUGCUAUUUCCGGAGGAUUCAGCGCCAAUUUCAUCGCUCUUCUUCGAUACGUUCAGUCUAUUGACCUCCUUGUCUAGGGUUUCGAACUUUUGACCUGCAAAUGCCUUCCAUAAUCUCUCCGGGGAAAAUCCUCCGCUUGGAGCUCGAGAACUUCAAGUCCUACAAGGGCCAACAGACAAUCGGUCCUUUCUACGACUUCACGGCGAUAAUUGGCCCCAAUGGCGCCGGGAAAUCCAACCUCAUGGACGCUAUCAGCUUCGUGCUCGGUGUACGGACGGGGCAGCUCCGUGGGGCCCAGUUGAAGGACCUGAUCUACGCUUACGACGACAAGGAGAAGGAACAGAGGGGCCGAAGGGCCUUCGUUCGCUUGGUUUACCAGCUUGCUAACGGGUCGGAGCUCCAGUUCACUCGGACCAUCACCAGCUCCGGCGGGAGCGAGUACAGAAUCGAUGGAACCCCCGUUACGUGGGACGAAUAUAAUGGGAGAUUGAGGUCGCUGGGAAUUCUCGUCAAGGCUCGGAAUUUUCUGGUUUUUCAGGGUGAUGUGGAGUCUAUUGCGUCAAAAAACCCGAAGGAACUCACUGUACUUCUUGAGCAGGUCUCAGGAUCUGAUGACUUGAAGAGAGAUUAUGAGAAAUAUGACGAAGAGAAAGCUAGAGCUGAAGAAAAAUCGGCGCUAGUUUAUUCGAAAAAGAGAACCAUUGUGUCGGAGAGGAAGCAAAAGAAAGAGCAAAAGGAAGAAGCAGAGAAACAUAUACGUUUACAAGAGCAACUG
This is a messenger RNA of Morus notabilis, 916 nucleotides long. Its product is annotated as structural maintenance of chromosomes protein 1-like. The transcript has 2 exons. Gene Ontology annotation, molecular function: DNA binding; ATP binding; ATP hydrolysis activity. Gene Ontology annotation, cellular component: cohesin complex; nucleus. The annotation marks the transcript as partial. Lineage: Eukaryota; Viridiplantae; Streptophyta; Magnoliopsida; Rosales; Moraceae. The record is from RefSeq and is a predicted model, not a curated record. Gene Ontology annotation, biological process: sister chromatid cohesion.